Messenger RNA from Symbiodinium pilosum, 399 nucleotides. NCBI's taxonomy places the organism in Eukaryota, Dinophyceae, Suessiales, Symbiodiniaceae. The record is from the annotation of a GenBank genome assembly.
CUAAGAGACUGGUUCAAAAGCGGGAGGGCGCCACUUGACGCCAUGUUCUCCACGAAGAAAUGGGCGGAGAUGCGGCAGAUGCAACUUAAUUACAGCCAAGACCUGCAGGAGAACUCAAGUGUGGACACCGGCCGUACGCAGCGUGUGGCAAUUGGUUUGGUUGGCCUGGCGGUCUUCGUUGUCAUCGUGGUUUUAGGGUCGCACACAGCAAGUCCUGCACGAGCUUCUGCCCGCGACGUGGUCAAGUUUGAGGCUGUGGAUGGAAGUGCUGAGAAGCAAAGCUCCUCCGUGGAGGAGAGGGAAAAGGUGUCUGUGCAGGUAGAGGAGAUGCAGUCGCAGGUUGCGCAGAUACAAGAGAAGCUCGAGUUCUUGAAGUCCGCCCUGGAUUCCUGCGGCGCG